AUGCCGCCCCGCGCCCAGCGCCGCGCCGCCGCCGCCGCUCCGCUCCGUCUGCGGGCCCCGCCGCCGCGCUCCGCCGGCUUAAAGCCCCGACCCGCUCGGCGCUCCGGAGCCCCACCCCACCCGCCGCCCAUUGGCUGCCCGCGGAGCCGCCUCCCGCCCCCCGGCCACGGCCCCCGCCCCCCGCGUCCGCCUGCCGCCCGGCCCGGCCGCCCAGAGCUCGCCAUUGGGCCUCGCUCCCGGGUGCCGCUGACGGCGGGCCGGGAUUCCCGCGGGUCUCGGCGGCUGCGAGCCGGAGGCGGCGCGGGUCCCGGCUCGGUUCCGGCGCGGCUGCUCGCCUCGGCCGCCUUGCCUCCCGCGGCUUCAACCCAGCGUCGCAACUCCGCCGACCUACGCGGCCCCGAGAGCGCGUUGGGUGCGGGUGGAGUCGGACCAGCCCUGGCUUCCCGCCUCGUGCGGGUUCCCCUUCUUCCGGACUCCGCGGACCAGCUCUUUGAGGGCUCCUUGAAAGAUCCUGAGUGGACGUGGACCUCAGUGCAGCUACUCUGUGCCUCUAAGACCAACACUGGGCUGGAGGCCAAGUGGAAUUCCAGGGCCCUGGGGUCCCAGAUCACAGAACUGAGCUAG
Molecule: messenger RNA, 624 nt
Organism: Leopardus geoffroyi (Geoffroy's cat)
Lineage: Eukaryota; Metazoa; Chordata; Mammalia; Carnivora; Felidae
Product: translation initiation factor IF-2-like
Exons: 5
Coding region: 1-624 (207 amino acids)
Source: RefSeq, a predicted model, not a curated record